AUGGUCUACUCACUUAGCUAUCGACGCCCGAGUCGAGUUUCUGACGGGUCUUCGCUCACAUCCUCAAACGAAAAGAGAUUGUCUGGUGACGGCUCAUAUCACUCAGGAACUUCUGGUUCAAUAAAAGGCAUUCCGGAAGCAUUGUCUUUUGAUCGAAUCAUAGCUGGUGGCACCUGCCCUCCAUGCACCACGCGUGACUUCAUGAACUAUCUGAAGUAUGUCGAACACAGUGCGGAAAAUCUACAAUUCUACCUCUGGUACAGAGAUUAUGUCAAGCGCUUCGAUAAGUUGCCAAGUUCUGAAAAGGCAUUGUCGCCAGAAUGGAGUGCCUCCAAGAUGGACGCCGAAAUCACUCAACCAGCUCGUCGAAAGAAGAUACCUGCAGCGAUAGCUACAGUACUUGAAGGGACCGACUUCGCCGAUACAGUACCUCUUGCUGCAGAGAAACGGGAUCCCUUCAAUGAACCUCGUAGCGAGUCGCCUGAGACAAUGAGGGCUCCUGCAUCGCCUACAUUCUCUGAGUUUGACUCUUCUAUGAGUAUGGAGAGACCUGUGUCCAGCAAAUCAGAUUUCGAUCGUAAGGCUGAGGAAGCACUGACAGAUGCUGGUAUGCAGUGGAAGCCUUUUACUGCACAACCAUUCCGUGAAGAAAUGACACGCAUCAUCACACUGUUUAUUGCCGUCGAUGGCUCCAGUCAGCUCAAUCUCUCCGAUCGUGAACGAAGCGCUGUCCUCCACGCCCUCCAAAACACUACACAUCCCUCUGCUCUGCGUGCUGCAUACAUGAGUGCAGAAUACUCACUCCGGCGUCAAGCUCAUCCAAACUUCAUCCGUUGGACCAUCUGCAAUGGCAAUCGUCCUCGAGUUAUCUUUGCCCGAGGCUUGGGCAUUUCACUAAUCCUUCUCGGUGUCCUUGCAGACUUGCUGAUAACACUCAGUUCUGCUGGUCGUGCAUGGCGUGUCCUACCCAUCAUCGGCUUCAUGCUAGGUGUCUCGACCCUCAUCGCCGCAUGGAAGGGCAUGUGUGUAGUCCUACACGGAAUGCACCACCGCCAUCUACGCCCUUGGGAACUCUUCGCCGACCCUGAAGACCCAUCCCUCAAAGCCAGCUCUGAGUCUUCUCUUUUCAGUACAUCUGGGUCUGGCAGCUAUGAAGAUGAGCCCUGGGUCGCCAAGUACGAGAAACGCAAUCUCAUUCGCAAGAUCUUUGAUCGUGAAGUUUGGAUCCAAGAGCCGGCAUUGCGACAGAUCCAGGAUACCAUCUUCAUUCAGAGUCUGUUGGGUGCGUUUUUGGUUUCUUGUGUUGUGGUUGGUAUCUUUUGUGCCGUGCCGCAUGGUGGUUUCUUCUAG
Aureobasidium melanogenum CBS 110374 is the source of this 1350-nucleotide messenger RNA. RefSeq lists its product as uncharacterized. Lineage: Eukaryota; Fungi; Ascomycota; Dothideomycetes; Dothideales; Saccotheciaceae. The record is from RefSeq and is a predicted model, not a curated record. The transcript is spliced from 3 exons. Bases 1 to 1350 code for a protein of 449 amino acids.